CUUUGUCAUCGCCAUGUCGCUCGCGCUCGCCUCCUCCUCGCUCGCCCUCAACGUCGCGCCCCGCAGCGGCCCCGUCAAGGCGGUCGCGGCCGAGCCUGUCGCCUCCAAGGCCGACUUCGCCUACGGCCUGCCGGGCAACAUCGCCCCGGCCGGCAACUUUGACCCCGCCAACCUCCUCGAGGGCACCUCCAAGAGCGAGGUCUACCGGUGGCGCGAGGCGGAGCUCACGCACGGCCGCGUGGGCAUGCUCGCCGCGGCGGGCUUCCUGGUGCAGGAGGGCUUCCACCCGCUCUUCUCGGCGGACGGUGGCCCGGCCAUCGAGCAGAUCCCCGCGCUGCCGCCGGCCAUCUGGUUCCUCAUGACGCUCGGCAUCGGCAUCUGCGAGACGCUGCGCAUCCAAAAGGGGUGGGAGAACCCGUACUCGGGCGACGGGCAGGAGAACAUCCAGAAGCUCAAGGCCGACUACUACCCGGGCGACCUCGGCUUCGACCCGCUCGGCCUCAAGCCCACCGACCCCGCCGAGCUCCGCGAGAUGCAGGAGAAGGAGCUGUCGCACGGCCGCCUCGGCAUGCUCGCCGCCGCCGGCUUCAUGGCGCAGGAGGCGGUGUCGGGCAAGACGUGGUCGCAGCAGGACGUCAACUUCGAGGGCCUCCUCCUCGGCGGCUACUUCUCGCAGGAGGCGGCCGAGGUGGCGCGCGACGCCGCCGCCUCCGCCCUGUAGACGCGCCCCCCCCCUCCCCUCUCCCUCGGCCGCCCCCUCUCUUCCUGAGCCGCGGCGGCCAAGGGGGGCGGCGGCGGCGGCGCGGGCAUGUUGCGCCGAGGAGCGAGGGGGCGAGUCCCCUCGCCGCGGCGACUCUUCCCGUCGCGCCCGCCGCGCCCCCUCUAUCUUCUCUCCAUGACUGCGCCCCGCCGCCGCCGAGACAGCGCGCGCGCGGGGCCAGAGGGCAUGUUCGGGUGUGGAAGUCGUCGCGUUCUCAGCGCGUUCUGUCUCAGUGUCUCUGAGGCCGGUCUGCGUCUCGCUCUCAGAUUUUGGUAUAUACUGUGAGGUCCUGUCACCUGUGGAGUCGAGCUGUGUGGUGUGGAGUACGUUGCUAUACGUCGCUGUAAGAAAGA
Emiliania huxleyi CCMP1516 is the source of this 1113-nucleotide messenger RNA. RefSeq lists its product as hypothetical. Gene Ontology annotation, biological process: photosynthesis, light harvesting in photosystem I; response to light stimulus. The transcript has 3 exons. Lineage: Eukaryota; Haptophyta; Isochrysidales; Noelaerhabdaceae. Gene Ontology annotation, cellular component: membrane. The record is from RefSeq and is a predicted model, not a curated record. Bases 14 to 721 code for a protein of 235 amino acids.